Molecule: messenger RNA, 861 nt
Organism: Aureobasidium vineae
Lineage: Eukaryota; Fungi; Ascomycota; Dothideomycetes; Dothideales; Saccotheciaceae
Source: the annotation of a GenBank genome assembly
AUGACAGGGCGCAUGUCAUUACUGGUGCAGCUGUGCCUCGUCUUCUUCACUGCCCUCGCGACAGCAGCGACGCAGGAGCCCCUGGUCGAUGAGAGGCCCAUCUAUCGCGCAGGAGAUGCUAUCCCCGUGACGUGUCGCCAACUCCAAUAUGUGCCAUUUCCCACAUGCAACGAGACCGGACGGCCGCUAGAAAUCUACUUUGGUGUCGAAAAGGACAUCAAUUGCACCAUCGACUUCAUCUCGGACCCCAUGUUCCACCUCCUCGAAUUCUACGUCCACAACGACGCCCCCAUGACCUGUCGCAUCCCCACUCGUCCCUUUUCCGAAUCCUACAAAGCCCCGAAAGAAGAUGCCUCGAUCGAGGGCCAAGGCAGUAUCAGCGAUGAAUACAUUCCUCUCAUCAUUGCCUUGACCGGCACCUUGCAGCUCUCGCAUCUGCACGUCUCGUCGCAUCUCAACAUGUUGCUGCAUGCCGCGCCCAAGUCCGUCUCGCCCGGUGUCAUUGAUGCUGCCACCGCAUACUCCAUCUCUACUCGCCCGCCGACCCGCAUAGUCAUCGGCGACGCUCUGCCCUUCACCUUCUCCAUCCGCUGGUACUCUGGCCAGCAGCUGCCCUCUGGCUGGUCCGGUGUUGGCGGCCACAUCUACGCCAGUACCUUGAUCUACUGCAUCUUGAGCGCUGGCGCUGCAGCUGCCAUCUGCAUUGUCUACUUCCGAGGUGUCGAGCUUCCGAGAAGACUUAGGAAUCAUGGAAAAGAUAGGAUGACCGGUGGUAUGGAGGGUGGCAGGUUGGGUGGUUACGGAUACACUGCGGGUACCAGCAGCUAUGCACUGGGCUCUGCUGGCGGCAAGAGGGACUAA